Messenger RNA from Mercurialis annua (annual mercury), 2707 nucleotides. RefSeq names its product glutamine--tRNA ligase, cytoplasmic. Gene Ontology annotation, cellular component: cytoplasm; cytosol. Gene Ontology annotation, molecular function: glutamine-tRNA ligase activity; ATP binding. NCBI's taxonomy places the organism in Eukaryota, Viridiplantae, Streptophyta, Magnoliopsida, Malpighiales, Euphorbiaceae. The coding region runs from base 197 to 2587 and encodes 796 amino acids. The record is from RefSeq and is a predicted model, not a curated record. Gene Ontology annotation, biological process: glutaminyl-tRNA aminoacylation; translation. The transcript is spliced from 23 exons.
UCUUGCACGUUAAUCCUUUCUUCAAAAGAAAUUGGUGUUGCAGCAAUUUUAAUGUCAAAAAACGAAAAUUCCAUUCCAAAAUAAGGAACCAUUUUUUCUUAAAUUGUUUUCUAGGGUUUUGUAAUAGUAUCAUAUCAUUAGCAUCUUCCCCAUAGACCUGCACGCACAACAAAUAUUAACGCUGAACUGAACAAAAAUGGUGGAGAAGGAAGCAGAAAAUUCAGCUUCGACUCCAUUAGACCUGUUCUUGAAAAUCGGACUCGAAGAAAAAACAGCUAAGAACACCAUCGCCAACACCAAAGUCACUAACAAUCUUCUCGCCGUCAUUCACGAGGCGGGAGUUACUGAAGGAUGCAACAGAACGGUUGGAAAUCUACUUUACACUGCAGCUACGAAAUACCCUGCAAAUGCACUUGUUCAUCGGCCUACGUUGCUUGGAUAUAUAGUUUCCGCCAAGAUUAAAACGCCGGCACAACUAGAAGCUGCAUUUUCCUUUUUAUCUAAUACUGCUUCUGAGAGUUUCAAUUCGAAUGAAUUUGAAGAAGCAUGUGGUGUGGGUGUUGAGGUCUCGGAAGAAGACAUUAAAAGGACUGUAAAUGAAGUGUUUGAACAAAAUAAGGCAUCAAUUCUGGAGCUGCGCUAUCGAACUAAUGUGGGUGAUCUAUUUGGGCAUAUUCGCAAGAGGCUUCCUUGGGCUGAUCCUAAAAUUGUCAAGAAACUCGUAGAUGCAAAAUUACUCGAAUUACUUGGGGAAAAGACUGCAGCUGAUCUUGAGAAGCCCGCAAAACAGAAAAAGGAGAAACCUGCAAAAGUCCAGAUUGUGCAGGACAAGAAAGUUGCUGAUUCACCUGUACAGACAUCUGAGGAAGAUCUUAAUCCAUUCCUGAUAUUUCCGAAUCCUGAUGAAAAUUUCAAGGUGCAUACUGAAGUAUUCUUCAGCAACGGCUCUGUUUUGAGAUGCAGCAACACAAGGGAAUUGCUUGAUAAACACCUGAAAGCAACAGGUGGGAAAGUUUACACUCGUUUCCCUCCUGAGCCAAAUGGAUAUCUACAUAUUGGUCAUGCUAAGGCCAUGUUUGUUGACUUUGGUCUGGCAAAAGAGCGAGGUGGAUGCUGCUAUCUUAGAUUUGAUGAUACAAACCCUGAGGCUGAAAAGAAGGAAUAUAUUGAUCACAUCCAAGAAAUUGUUGAGUGGAUGGGUUGGAAACCCUUCAAGAUCACAUAUACUAGUGAUUAUUUCCAAAAUCUUUAUGAUUUAGCGAUCGAGCUGAUACGUAGGGGUCAUGCUUAUGUUGAUCACCAGACAGCUGAUGAAAUUAAGGAGUACAGAGAAAAGAAGAUGAAUAGUCCAUGGAGGGAUCGGCCAAUUGCAGAGUCUCUGAAACUUUUUGAUGAAAUGAGAGUAGGCCUGAUUGAAGAAGGCAAGGCGACACUCAGAAUGAAGCAAGACAUGCAGAGUGAUAAUUUUAAUAUGUACGACCUCAUUGCUUAUAGAAUCAAGUUCACUCCUCAUCCACGUUCAGGAGACAAGUGGUGUAUUUAUCCAAGUUAUGAUUAUGCUCACUGCACGGUGGAUUCUCUAGAGAAUAUCACUCAUUCGCUUUGUACACUGGAGUUUGAGACACGACGUGCUUCAUAUUACUGGUUGUUACAUGCAUUGGGCAUAUAUCAGCCUUACGUGUGGGAAUACUCGCGGCUGAAUGUUGCAAACACUGUGAUGUCAAAGCGUAAAUUAAAUUUCUUGGUGACUAAGAAUUAUGUUGAUGGUUGGGAUGACCCUCGUCUUAUGACGCUUGCUGGUUUAAGGCGUAGGGGUGUUACGGAAACUGCUAUUAAUGCUUUUGUUCGUGGAAUUGGAAUCACCAGAAGUGAUGGUAGUUUGAUACGCUUGGAUCGGCUGGAGCAUCAGAUAAGAGAAGAACUUAACAAAACUGCACCUCGUAUUAUGGUUGUCCUGCAUCCUCUAAAGGUGGUCAUUACCAAUCUAGAAUCUGGUUCAAUUAUGGAUGUUGAGGCGAAGAAAUGGCCUGAUGCACAAUCUGAUGAUGCUUCUGCUUUUUACAAGGUUCCAUUUUCUAAUGUUGUAUACAUUGAACAUUCUGAUUUUCGGAUGAAAGAUUCGAAGGAUUAUUAUGGGCUUGCACCGGGUAAAUCUGUCUUACUCAGGUAUGCUUUUCCUAUAAAAUGCACAGAAGUAGUCCUGGCUGAAGAUAACGAGACUGUUCUGGAGAUCCGGGCUGAAUACGAUCCUUUCAAAAAGACAAAGCCAAAGGGUGUUCUUCAUUGGGUUCCUGAACCUUCCUCUCAGGUUGAUCCAUUGAGAGUGGAAGUCAGAUUAUUUGAGAAACUUUUUAAUUCAGAGAAUCCUGCUGAGCUUGAAGAUUGGCUAGCUGAUCUAAAUCCACAGUCCAAGGAGGUUGUGUCCAAUGCCUUUGCUGUUCCGUCACUUGGAAAUGCCACUGUUGGCGAAAGUUUCCAGUUCGAACGACUUGGCUAUUUUACUGUUGAUAAGGACUCCACACCUGAUAAACUCGUCUUCAAUCGUACCGUGACCCUGAGAGAUGGCUAUGGUAAGGCUGGGAAAUAGGUCAUUGUCCAAGAAGCUGAAUCAGAAUAUGAUUAAGCUAUCUAUGGGCAAACACUUUUGUCAUUUACAAUUCAUACGUGUAUAAAUGUUUAAAGAAUUAAUCAGUUUUUAGUUUUUAAA